CAAAAUCUUUUUCUCUUCUCUUAUAAACCUUCACUUCUCUGCUUUUAAUUCACCAUUUUAACUACAAACAUACAUACACACAUUUGGAUUUGUUCCAAGCAUCUUUGACGCUCGCUCUCUCCCUCUCUCCUUCCAUGUUGGCUUCAAAUUUCGGUGUUUUCGUAUCCGAUUCUUAUUCCGAUUAGAUUUUGUUAUCAUACCCAGAUUCUAUACAUCCGUCUUGUUUCUUCUUUUUACCAUCUUUUGGCCUUUAUUUGCCAAUUUUUUUGUCUAUAGAUUCUUUAAGGGUGUUAAGAGAGCGAGCGGGUAGUCAGGAUUUGAUCAGUGCUAAUCUAAUCGAUGGCUGCAGCAGAGAACAGUGGCAAAUCCAAAAAGGUUGUUGAUGAAACAGCAGAGAUGAUGGCUGCGAGCCAGGAUUGGGAUACUGAUAAAGGUAAGGAUGUUGAUUUUAGUACUAGUUUCGAGAGGCGUCAGCAAUGGAGGCCCGUUUUAGAAGAAGCUUCCAUGUCACAGAGACCUCUCAAGAAGAUCCGUAGCCCUGAACGUUUGCAAUCUUCAUCUUCUUUUACACAUCAGUCACAGUCAUCUUCAUUUUAUGUUUCUCCAAGUUCAGCUUCUUUACCGUCUUCUUUGUCUUUGCCAUCUUCAAGAAUUUUUCCUUUUGCUUUUGAUUCUUCUCAACAGUUAACAACAUCACCAGCUCCUCUGCCUCUUUUUCGACCUUCGAUACAACCGACACAAAACCAGCAACAAAUGAUCUCUUUUAGUCCUAAUCAACCACAGCAUAGCUUUAACUAUUCUCCCUUUUUCACUGGAGAAUCAGCGUUGGCUUAUCAGCAACAGCAGCAACAACUUCUUCAGUAUUGCGAAGCAUUGAAUUUAAGUCCUAGAGGAAGAAUGAUGAUGAUGAAUAGGUUGGGACCAGAUGGGAGGCCAUUGUUAAGGCCUCAAGUUCAGCCUUUUAACGCUACAAAGCUUUACAGGGGAGUGAGACAGAGACAUUGGGGCAAAUGGGUAGCCGAGAUUCGUCUACCUCGAAAUAGGAAUCGCCUUUGGCUUGGAACAUUUGACACGGCUGAAGAUGCCGCCUUAGCCUAUGACCGCGAGGCCUAUAAAUUGAGAGGAGAGAAUGCUAGGCUGAAUUUCCCUGAAUUGUUUCUGAACAAGGAUAAAGCAACCUCCACAUCCCCUGCUUCAAAUGAUUGUUCUUCACCAACUACUCAUGAAAGUUCAACCUCAAGUUCAGUGCCAAGUCAAUUCCUAAGCCACUCUCAACAAGCUCAGGAAGGCCUAAAUUUGCAGGUUAUGAGCAGAGAACCGCUGCCGCCGCCGCCGCCACCACCACUGCCUCAAGGAGACAAUCCUGACAGUGAUUCAGGAUUAGGGUCAAACGAGGCUACAGCGAGUGAAGAGGUGCAAGCAGUUGCUGAGGGCUCUGGCUCAGGAGAAGGCGUUUCUGGCUCACAAGAAUUAGUAUGGGGAGAAAUGGCUGAGGCUUGGCUCAAUGCGAUUCCAGCAGGCUGGGGACCAGGUAGUCCUGUUUGGGAUGAUUUGGACGCCUCUAACAAUCUUCUGAUGCCUUCAAACCUUCCUUAUAUCAAUCAAAACCAGCAUGAAUUUAAUCAACCUGAUCAUCAGAAGCAACAGGACAAUUUGGGUUCUGCUUCUUCUUCAUCUUCUUUUCCCAUGAAGCCCUUCUUCCGGAAGGAUCAAGAUUCAUAGGUCACCCACAAAAAUCAUCUUUGAAAAUAGUUUACCAAAGCAGUUUGUCUCUUCUUCUCCUUUUCUCUCUAUCUUGUCACUUUUUUGGACCACUCCUAGAUUUUUCUCGCCGUUUGCGUAUUAUUUCAGGAAACCAUCAUGUGACUUUCACCUUAUUUCCGCAUUUUACUGUGCUUAGAAAAGUUUUAAUUCUCUUCAUCUUCCACUCACUGGUUGCUGAUUUUUCACAAAACAACCAGUGAUUUACUUUUUCUUAUUCACUCAUAUUUCUCUCCAGUGGUUUAGGGAUGGAUUCUUCUUCCUAUUAGAUUCUCCCUCCACUUCCACUUGAAUUGGUGCGAAAAAAGGCUGCAUAUUUCAGGCCUUUUUGGUAGAAGUAAUAAUGUAGUUGAUCCUUUAUGUAUCAUGUAUUUUGUCCCUAGUGGUAGUAGUAUCUUACAUGUCUCUAUCCAGAUUCAUUCUCAACCAUGGUUUCGGUUUUGUCUCUCAACCUUUGGGGAUGAAAUUGUAGUGAUUUAUAGUGCAAGACCAGCAUAGAAGGAGACAGUUUUGUGAUCUCCUCAUUGGUCCAUCCACCUCGAGCUCCUUAUUUUGCUGCUCGGUGGAUCAAAUCACUAUGUAAUCUUGUACACUGUAUGUCUAUUUUAUUUUUAUAGACAGUGGUAGUUGCAAUGAUAUAAUUUUCAUUCAUCA
Mangifera indica (mango) is the source of this 2415-nucleotide messenger RNA. RefSeq names its product ethylene-responsive transcription factor ERF054-like. Gene Ontology annotation, molecular function: DNA binding; DNA-binding transcription factor activity. Gene Ontology annotation, biological process: regulation of DNA-templated transcription. The transcript has a single exon. NCBI's taxonomy places the organism in Eukaryota, Viridiplantae, Streptophyta, Magnoliopsida, Sapindales, Anacardiaceae. The record is from RefSeq and is a predicted model, not a curated record. Bases 340 to 1722 code for a protein of 460 amino acids.